Molecule: messenger RNA, 536 nt
Organism: Musca domestica (house fly)
Lineage: Eukaryota; Metazoa; Arthropoda; Insecta; Diptera; Muscidae
Product: small integral membrane protein 13
Exons: 2
Coding region: 230-472 (80 amino acids)
Source: RefSeq, a predicted model, not a curated record
CUUUAUUUAUGUAGUUAGUAAUUGUUUCGUGUUAAAUCAGCGCGUUCUCUGUGUUUUCUUAUUAUUUCUAAACAAUUUGGUGUUUUUUAUGUUUAAACAAGCAAAAUUAUUUGUAGUUAAUAAAGAAAAUAUGCUAGUGUUUUGUGUAACAACAUUAUCAUAAACAAGUGUAAAAUAGAAAACAAAGAGUUCAUUAAGAAAAUCUAGAUUGUAGAAGUAGAGAAGAAAAAUGUCUUUGGCCUCAACACUGGCACUAAUUUUUACUGUCUUAGCUUCUGUAACAAUAGUUGCUGCUAUCAUAUUAUUGGGCUGGUUCCUAAUUUGGAAAGCAUUCUUGUCUAAAUUCAGAUUAGUACGAGAACUUUUGGGACAGACAAAUCCAGACGGCUCACCGGCAACACCAGAAAAAACAUCUAACUCAAUAAGCGGUACACAAUCACAUGCAAAAAUUAGAAAAAUAAGAAAAGACUAAACGGCCACUUAAUUUUCUACACUAAAUAUAUAAAACGUAUUGAGCACUAAUAACCACAACAACA